CCUAGGAAGACGCUGCCUCCGACAGCAGGGAAAGGUCCAGCGCGGCGGUUGGAGGUGCGUGUGUGCGGUUUCUGUGCGUUCCGUGGGCUUUGUGCGGUCCGGGCUGGCCCGAGGGCUUUGGUUCACUCGCUGGGACCAGAGCGCUCUAGAAAGGUAGGACCAGCCCUCUGGCAGCAGGCUGACGGGACGAGCUGCCAGCGAACGAGCGCGCGGGGAGAAGGAAAAGGAUGGGGUAAGACUUCUUCGCUUACAGAAGGACGGGGCGAAGAGCAGCAAAUAGGUUAAGAACCUGGAGGAGGUGAAACGCUGGGUUUGUUUUCUUUACUCAAAGGGAUGUUGGGAGUUGCAAAGGCCUUCGCUCUUCACAUCCAUCUCGUUCCAGGCGCAGCUCCCGCCCCUUCGCGACUCGCUGUUUCCCAGCAAGUUUCCCCGGGCGGCAGCGUGCAGGUCUGGUCCGAUUACCUCAAUGUGCACUUGCACCCCAAGAGCGUCUACGUCAUCCGUCAGUACAUGCACGAUGGGGAGUGUGGUUGUCUAGAAGCCUUCGGACAAGGUGAAAGUCUCCUGCAGGAUCCUGGCUGCAUAGAAGAGUUGGAAGAUCGGCUGCACUUCUAUGUUGAGGAGUGUGAUUAUCUGCAGGGAUUUCAAGUCCUCUGCGACCUACACAAUGGAUUCUCGGGAGUUGGUGCCAAGGUGACAGAACUGCUCUACGAUGAGUAUUCAGGAAAAGGAAUCCUGACCUGGGGCUUGACCCCGGUCACAAGUAAUGUGGGAGAUUCUCAGAAGAAUUUUUACAGGCUGAUGAACACAGCCCUAGGAAUCGUCCGUCUCGCCAGUCACAGCUCGCUCUUUUGUCCGCUGUCGCUCAGUGGGAGCCUAGGAAUCAAGCCACAACCUCCCGUGACAUUUCCGUAUAUAAACUAUGAUGCAUCACUUAACUACCACAGUAGCGCAAUUUUGGCAGCAGCGCUCGACACCCUUACUGCGCCUUACCGGCUCUGUUCCUCUCAGUGCUCCAUGAUGCACCUUGCCGAAACACUUAACUUCUCUGGGAGAAAGGUUGUGGCUGCGUGGGCUUCUGUUCCCUUUCCUGCCCUACACGGCUACUCGCUCCCCGAUACUUUAUACGCCUACCAGCAGGACGUACCCUGGAAGCUUCUGUCUUCAUGUAGGGAGCAAAAGGUCAGCUGCUGUUUUGCUCAGUCUGUUGUGCUACGAGGAAUUCGCAAAGAAAGUCACAUCAGCAGCUGCCCAGGAAAGCAGCCCACUUCUCCGCUCCACGCUUGUGAGAGCACUGAGCAGAUUCUGCAGCAUUACUUACACGCUGCGUUUCCUGGGGCAUUCAGCACAUCCCACGUGCUUGAGCAGCCAUGUAAUACCCUUCCUCCGUACCCCCAGUUUUUUUCUCCUCUUCUGACCAAACAAGGCUUCCUCCUGGACAAACCUCCCAGUUAUUCUUCAGCAGCUGUUGAAAGCAUCCCUGUACUGGCAGCCCUGCAGUCUUCACCAGUUCUGCACACGCUCCUCUACAGCUUAUACAAGGAUCUACAGAAGUUGAACACGCGGCGAUGGGCCAGCUUCUUCUCUGCUGGAGUUGAACAGGAUGACUUCCAGGAGGCCUUAGAGGAGCUAAGAACUCUGUCACAGUGCUAUGAAACAGGGUUUGAAGCAGAUGAGUCUGAAGAUGAAGCAGAUUCAGACUAACUCAUCUUUAUUACUAGAGAUAGUGGAAGUAUUCGUAUCUUUAAGAUCACUUUCAAAAUAAAGGGAAUGGCUUUAAAGAUGGCCCAACUGCUACUUUCUUUUCAUUUCAGCAAAAUCCUGUUACAAAGGCUGGCUGAAGCUGUCCAGCUACUUGCAGUUGUGUUGUAAAGGAGGAAAGCUGCUUUUUUGGGGCUCUUUUUGUUUGUUUGGGAUUUUUUUUUUUAAACUUUGCAAAGUGAAUUUGCUCUGCCUGUUUGUUAGAAUAAGACCACACAAUAAAUACAGAAUUCAGA
This is a messenger RNA of Gavia stellata (red-throated loon), 1997 nucleotides long. It is a transcript of the gene MSTO1, whose product is annotated as misato mitochondrial distribution and morphology regulator 1. The record is from RefSeq and is a predicted model, not a curated record. Gene Ontology annotation, biological process: mitochondrion distribution. Gene Ontology annotation, cellular component: cytoplasm. Bases 334 to 1704 code for a protein of 456 amino acids. The transcript is spliced from 9 exons. NCBI's taxonomy places the organism in Eukaryota, Metazoa, Chordata, Aves, Gaviiformes, Gaviidae.